Messenger RNA from Cetraspora pellucida, 236 nucleotides. The record is from the annotation of a GenBank genome assembly. Lineage: Eukaryota; Fungi; Glomeromycota; Glomeromycetes; Diversisporales; Gigasporaceae.
UUAAAGAGAAUUUAGCUACUUCAGAUUAUAAUAAAGAAGUUAUAGAAAUAGAACCUGAAAGUGAUGAUGAGGAUAUUAUGUUAGACUAUUCAACUUCUGAUAUUGAAAGUAGUGAAGAAGAAAUAUUCAAGAAUAUUAGAAAUCAUGAUGAAAGAUUUAACCAAAUUGUAUUAUAUGCAGAAAAUGAUAAUAGAUUAUUUGAUUCUUUAAAAAUAUUAAAGGAAAGAAAAAAUUAA